AUGUCUGAUCCCCAUUGCGACAAAACUCAUACAGAUGAUUCACAUCUUCCCAAGGGUGGUUGCAGAUUCAUUCUGCUAUAUCCUGAAUCGAAGCAGCUGCGAUGCGCGUGCGUCGGCUUUGCAUCCAACAGGUCCAUUCCAGGCAGUUUGUGCCAUUGCGGACACCAGGCAGUAUAUCACAAUUCAGACCCAGAAUCUUCUAGUAAAGAAGAAUUAGAUGCGUUGAAGUUGAGGAUUGGUACUCUCGAGGAGGAGCUAGAUCGAGAACGGCGUAUAGGGAAAGGUGGCUUGUUUGAUCGGCUUAUAAAAUUAGAAGAGCUUGUGGAAAAAGAGAACUUGGAACGCGAACUUGAGAUGCGAAAUAUUCAUCGUGGCAUCGGCGGUCUUUGGCAGAACGUUGGCCUCUUGAACAAGCGAAUACCACAUUACGAUGAUCGGAUCGAAGGAUUGGUGGAUGACGUACACAGAAUUCAUGCUAGGAUGAUCGAGUUGGACGAUGCGUCAAUGAAAGUAGAAGAUAGAGUAGACGCUCUUGAAAAUAUCUCGGCGCAAGCUCUCACGCCUUCAAAAAGGAGUCGACGAAGAAAAGCAUCAACGCCUCCUACUGCGAAGUUGCAGAUCGCAGUUGAGAACACGACAAAUUCUGGAGAAGGUGGUGCUAUAGGGGAUUUUGAAUUGCCUAUGAAUGGUUUUGCAUCAGGUCAGGAAUUCCCGGAAAGAGAUCUUUCGGGUGAUCGAUGUGAAACUUGUUCAUGGACUGUACAUGUCUCCCUUAUGCCCACAUCAUCUCAGCCUUUCCCCUUUGAAAAGGACACGGCGGCUUACAAAAGAUGUCUAUCCCGAGGCUUGCAUCAAAAGAUAGUUGUGUCCGACACGAAUAGUGAUUCUUUCAAGGAGGCCGUGAGUUCUGCUUUUGCGCCAGUCCUGCGAGGAAGGCCUUGGCAACCGCUAGUGGCCAAGAUCUGUGAUGUCAAAAAUCUAAGAGGCCUUCCUAUGCUUCGACAACUAGACGCACAGUUAGCCUUCGGCGAUUAUGAUGUUAACUUCUUGAAGAAGCACUGCGCUGUCCUUGACGGGUUUGGUAAAAUUGAAGACUUGUAUAUUGCUAUGACCAAAGAUACAAUAACCUGGGUCGAAAUGCGCGAGCUAGAGCAAUUUCUUCCGGGUUUGGAGUCUGCAUGGUCCCAUAGUACGUACCUAGAUGGAGCCCGGGUAGAUAUACCACUUCAAGCAAUGAAGGAUGAAUCUAGUGAAGCCACAGCCUCCAAACAAAAUUCGGCAGAUGAUAUAUUGCUAUCAUUACCAGCCGCUGAAAACUCGCCAUCAAGCAUAAUGCUAAAGAGACAUGCGUCAAGGAUAUCUAGAACGCCAAGUUUCGACUCAUCAAUUGAAGGAGAAAAGCCUAGAACAAAAUUGAGGCAACUCUACAAUGGUGCAGGGGUGGAUAUAGGCAGAUGUGCUAAAAUUGUUUGA
Molecule: messenger RNA, 1473 nt
Organism: Botrytis deweyae
Lineage: Eukaryota; Fungi; Ascomycota; Leotiomycetes; Helotiales; Sclerotiniaceae
Exons: 2
Coding region: 1-1473 (490 amino acids)
Source: RefSeq, a predicted model, not a curated record